This is a messenger RNA of Suillus paluster, 231 nucleotides long. RefSeq lists its product as uncharacterized. The record is from RefSeq and is a predicted model, not a curated record. NCBI's taxonomy places the organism in Eukaryota, Fungi, Basidiomycota, Agaricomycetes, Boletales, Suillaceae. The transcript has a single exon. The annotation marks the transcript as partial.
AAUACAGAAAAACUCAAGAAGAAUUGGCGUUCACCUGUCUAUGUGUUUUUUGACACCGAUCAUGUUGGUGUUCAGAAUGUGAAUGGUCGUGUUUGCCACUUCUUCCCCUGUGCAGCACAAAAAUGUAAGACAAGAAUUGGAGGUGUUCGCCGUUUCCAGGACUCGAAAGAUAAGGCUUCAACUGCUAAUCUAAAGAGCCACGCCGUUGGCUGUUUUGGUGACGAGGCUGUC